Messenger RNA from Macaca mulatta (Rhesus monkey), 3323 nucleotides. RefSeq names its product myosin light chain kinase family member 4 (gene MYLK4). NCBI's taxonomy places the organism in Eukaryota, Metazoa, Chordata, Mammalia, Primates, Cercopithecidae. The record is from RefSeq and is a predicted model, not a curated record. Gene Ontology annotation, biological process: positive regulation of apoptotic process; intracellular signal transduction; protein phosphorylation. Gene Ontology annotation, cellular component: nucleus. Gene Ontology annotation, molecular function: ATP binding; protein serine/threonine kinase activity.
GCAGACUCAGGACCACACAGUCCCUGGAGUGUUUAAAUGGCUGGUACGAAUGUCCCCAAGACCAGGCAAAGCACAAUAUUUAUUAACAGGAUGUACAGAGAGAUGGAGUGGGUUGGAGUAAAGUGUGGAUCUUCCUAUUUUGAUUGCAGUUGGUGGAUUUCACACCAGGUGGCAUUUCCUGACCAUCUGCUGUGAAAUUGUACCAUCAGCACCACCCGUAAUGACUAUAACUUAGAUCUCAAAAUAACAAGUCUGAGGGCAGAGGUUUUGUGAUUUUUAAAGUUGCAUUUCCCCACCCCCAUCCCUGUGCUCCUCAUCCUGUAAGGGCAGGAGAAAGCUCCCUGGCGGUGGCCCAGCCUUGGCAGCCAGCAGAUGCCAGAUACAGUGGUGCUAAUUGUCCUUGAACUGGGAACCAACGCGCGUUCACGGCGCUGUAAAUUAUUGCCAGCAGGUCUCCCGAUGCCCCUACACCUGUUUCAGAUCUGUCACACAAGGCCGUCAUAUUUUUCCUUUUAAAGAGGCAGAUUAUUUGCUGAUCACGUAACUGGAGACGUCCAAGCAGGACUCUGCAAGAACUCUCUGUAAUUCGGUGACAGCCACUCCUCGGGGCAGAGCAAAGGGUGACACUACUUGAGAAGUGCUGGUGCUAGAUCAGGGCAGGGAAGGAACAUAUAAGCCAAGCGACAUCCACAGCUGCUCCCAGAGAAUGGACUUCACACUCAGAAGAAAAGACGUCUGGGUUGUAGGUAGCGUGUGCCUUCUCUCGUCUUCAGUUCUCUGGCGCUUGAUCCGGUUCGUGAUGACCCGGGGAGGCCAUUGGCAGGCUCCUGCUCUUGAGGAUGUGCAGGCGAAGGAGGUGUGGUCAAACGCCGACCUGACGGAAAGGAUGCCUGUCAAAAGCAAAAGGACAUCAGCCCUUGCAGUUGACAUCCCGGCUCCUCCUGCCCCAUUUGAUCAUCGUAUUGUGACAGCCAAGCAAGGAGCGGUCAACAGCUUCUAUACUGUGAGCAAGACGGAAAUCCUAGGAGGAGGGCGUUUCGGCCAAGUUCACAAGUGUGAGGAGACGGCCACAGGUCUGAAGCUGGCAGCCAAAAUCAUCAAGACCAGAGGCAUGAAGGACAAGGAGGAGGUGAAGAACGAGAUCAGCGUCAUGAACCAGCUGGACCACGCGAACCUCAUCCAGCUGUACGAUGCCUUUGAGUCUAAGGACGACAUUGUCCUGGUCAUGGAGUACGUGGACGGUGGGGAGCUGUUUGACCGCAUCAUCGAUGAGAACGACAAUCUGACGGAACUUGAUACCAUCCUGUUCAUGAAGCAGAUAUGUGAGGGCAUAAGGCACAUGCAUCAGAUGUACAUUCUCCACUUGGACCUGAAGCCUGAGAAUAUCCUGUGUGUGAAUCGGGAUGCUAAGCAAAUAAAAAUUAUUGAUUUUGGAUUGGCCAGAAGAUACAAACCCAGAGAGAAGCUGAAGGUGAACUUUGGAACCCCAGAAUUUCUCGCCCCUGAAGUUGUUAACUAUGACUUUGUUUCCUUUCCAACCGACAUGUGGAGUGUGGGGGUCAUCGCCUAUAUGCUACUUAGCGGUUUGUCCCCUUUCCUGGGUGACAAUGAUGCCGAGACGCUGAACAACAUCCUGGCCUGCAGGUGGGACUUAGAGGAUGAAGAAUUUCAGGACAUCUCAGAGGAGGCCAAGGAGUUCAUCUCCAAGCUUCUGAUUAAGGAGAAGAGUUGGCGAAUAAGUGCAAGCGAAGCUCUCAAGCACCCCUGGUUGUCAGACCACAAGCUCCACUCCAGACUCAAUGCCCAGAAGAAGAAGAAGAAGAAUCGUGGCUCUGAUGUCCAGGACUUGUGACCAAAUAGUCUACAGGAGGCACCCAUUUGAAAGGAAAACUGCUGCGGUUGCUGCUGCUACGAGAAAAUUUUUUGAAAAAUCAGCAGUUCUGAUGCCUUGACCCCUAUGAUGAUUGGCAGUCUUAGCAGGGGGAACCCUCGACCCUGAAUUUGAACUUGAACUGGAGUGCCUCUGCUGCGUUCAGAGGACGCCCAGCGCUGCGGUCUGCUCUCAGGGCGCAGACACAUCCCUGCACCCGGUGGUAGUGACGUUGGGAAGAUGUUCCCUGCCACCUUGAGAUUUUUUACUUCUAGAAAAUUUUUUUUGCUCUUAGUCACUGGGGUAGGGGGCGCAUUGUGUCUGCUAUUUCUCAGAUGACUACAGCCAUGACACUUGAGAUGUACCGGAGAUUUCAAAACUGGAGGAUGCAUUUGGAGGGAGGAAGCUACUUCUAGCCAUUAGACUAUGCCUUUUGAAGGGGCAAUUAGAUGGCCAGAAAGAAUUCUAGCUCCCAUGCACCCUUGAAGACUUUCUCAGACUCUGCCAUUUUGAUUUGGUCUACGGUCACGUGACUACAAUGGAUAAAUAAUUUGCUUGCUGGAACAGAAGCCGUCUUUGAAUUUCCCAACAAGAGGCAUCAGCCACUGUGUCUUUCAUUUAUUCUUAAUUGUCCUCAAAGCGCGUUUUCUUCCAAGUAGCUGAUUCUGUUUUUCACAUCUAUACUCCCUGCACCCUUCUGACUGACAGUUCAUCCCCACAAAACACAUUGGUUUUGAGAGGUGAUGCAAAAAGUAUCUGUUUAUGGUUGGUUGAAAUUCUGACCUUUGGAAUAAUGUCAACAGUCACAAGAGGUUUCCUCAAGCCCCAGUUGUCAAUGAAAAGAGACGGAUCUGCACCUCUUGGAGCAAGACAGCACUGAGCUUUCAAUGUUCAAGUGACUUGGGAAGUAACCUUCAAGCUUCUGGGUAAACACGAACAAACAUUGACAAAGACCAAGUCCAGUCUCUUGCCUUGCUGUCUCACGGGACUCAGUGGGGAUAAAGAAAUCGCAGUCGGACACCAGAGGUGAUGGCAACUCUGCGACUUCACCUGCUGGACGUGAGAACGUUGGAAUGUUCCCGUUGGAAGGUUCCUAUGCCUAGCCCAUGUGCCAUUUCACGGCAGAUAUGUUAGAUAUCUACCUGCCGUAGUUAGUUAUGGGGCCCAGAAAGGCACUGGGCUUUAAAGAGCAAAACGACUGUGUCGUUUCCACGUGAGGGAGAGGCAAGGAAAAGCCCCACAAAAUUCCCAUUACCCGCUGAACUCCAAGCUCACCACCCAGCUUCAUGAACUUUCCUCACAUUUUCCAUUUCCAAAUAACUGUUGCAUUGAAUCAGCUGUGUUAAUGCCUUUAUUCUUCGUGUUUUGUUUGUUUGUUUGUUUUUGUUUUGACGGAGUCUUGCUCUGUCGCGAGGCUGGAGUGCAGUGGCACCAUCUCAGUUCACUGCAACCU